AUGGACAACAGACCUGCUUCGGAGUACGCGCAGUCAGGUUCGCACUUUCCAUAUCCACUGUCUGCCGCGACUCAUCAUUCUGAACCCCCCGCUGCAGACCAGGCUUCUGCUGCUGCCGCUGCUCAAUACACUCCCCAACCGGAGGUUCGCCCGACUCCCCAGUACACGCCUCAACCCGAGGUCCGCCCCGCCGCCAACAUCUCUUCAUCCAACACACCUCAGUCGGACUACGGUCUGAACCAACCCGCCGCCGCGCGCUCACCUGCCUAUCCCGAAUACCUCGCCCGCCCACCUCAGUACCAUCACGCCCCCAACACCCAGGCCGGUGGUGCGGCAGGUAUGGCUCAAGCAACAAGUCCGUCCAUGACCACCCUCAAUAAUGGGCAACACCAUGACCCACGCAAUCAUCACACGAACGUGAAGUCUGACGCAGACGUUCCUAUAGAUCCCUCAAUCGCGGCCUCCAGCCCCACCUAUCCUCCUCCUUACUCGCCUUAUCAGCCGCAGGGCCAUGAAAUGGCUCAAUACCAGGGUCACCCCCCUCCCCCCCCUCAGAUGUAUACGCGUCCGGAAUGGUCGCAUGGUUAUGGACACAAUCAACACGGUCUCCCUGGGCCAUAUAACGCUCCUGCCACAACGGUUGGUCCCGCCUCCCCUGCUGCGACCGCAGGGCCGCGCCCUGGCCAGGUAUACUCAUUCGUUCCCAUUCCCGGCGCGCAACAACACAAGCGCCCUCGCCGGCGAUAUGAGGAGAUUGAGCGUAUGUACAAGUGCGGUUGGAACGGAUGUGAGAAGGCCUACGGUACUCUCAAUCACUUGAAUGCACAUGUGACGAUGCAAUCGCAUGGUGCGAAGCGUACACCUGAGGAAUUUAAAGAAAUUCGCAAGGAAUGGAAAGCUCGGAAGAAGGAGGAAGAGGCUCAGCGCAAGGCCGCUGAGGAGCGCGAGCGUGCCGCCGCCCAAGCUGCCCAGUCCAACCCAGUGGAUGCGCCCAACCCUGCGGAUCCCGCCCAAGGUGGCCAACCGCCAGCGUACCCCGGCGGUGUUCGACCUCAACUCCCUCCGAUCGGAUACCAACCUGCUGAUGGCCAGGUGCCCGGGCAGUACGGAGCGGCUGCUGGUGGCAUGGUUUACCAGGGUAAUGGGCAGAUGGCCUACCCUCCCAAUUACCCUCACUCCCCCUAUGGGCAAGCGGGCCAAGUGUACCAGCCACGGAAAAAAAAACCGCCGCAGGAGGAGCCCGCUGCUGUCUCCGCGAAGAACAAGGAGCUCCAGGAGUUGCUGCUCAAGGUCGCGGAGGUCGGUACGUCGCCCCGGCUCCGGAUGCAGGAGGCCUCGCUGCUGGGCGACAGACAUACGAAGAAACAGGUCGAGAUGGAGUUGAAGUGGCUGCCGGACCCGAAGCGGCUGGCCGAGCGGGUAGGUCGCCUGCUGCAGGCGCGGGAGAUCAUCAUGGCGGCGGCGCUGGUGCGCGCGGCGCAGAAGGAAGGGCGGGAGUGCAUGGUCGCCUGGAAUCAUAUCUUUGAGUAUUGCAUGAAACAGGGUGCGACCAUGGCGGCGUAUAAGUUCUAUACGGAUAUGAAAAAACGUGGACGCAGACCGAACUCCCACACCUAUACGAUCAUGAUGAAUGGGUUCAGUAUCUAUAAUCCGCAGGAGAAAGCGAAGAAUGUGGACGCCGCGAUGCGUGUAUAUCGGUCUAUUGAGGAGAACCCGGACGUGGAGCGGGAUAUCAUCCACAGCAAUGCGAUGCUGAAGGUCUGCUGGCUCCAGGAAGACAUGGAUACCUUGUGGCGGGUUGCCGGAGAUCUCCCCGAGGAAGGGCCCGGGUCGCCCAACGCUCACACCUACACGAUCAUUCUGCGCGCUAUUCAGAGUCGCCUGGAGCGUAGCACGCAGGAUAUUCCCUCCAAACACGUCCGCCCACACUGCGAGAAGAGAAAGGCGGCCAUCACUGAGGGUAAGCGGGUGUGGGCUGAUGUCGUUUAUCGCUGGAAGAAAGGUCAGCUUCAGCUCGAUAACCACCUGGUCCACUCGAUGGCCGAGCUGCUCUUGAAUGCGUUCAGCGACUAUAAUUGCUGGGAGGUGCUGGCUUUGUACAACCAGACGGCGGGUCUGCCCAUUUUCGCCAACAAGCCCUCGCCGGAUAAGGAAUACGAAGAUAAGUGGGCAAACAAACGGCACGGCAAGCGUCGUGACGGGCCGAAUGCCGACUAUUUGCCCUUUGUGAACUAUAACAACGAGCCGAUCGAAACCGAGGCUACCAAGGAAUCGGAGUCGGAAAUCGUGGAGGAGCAGGAGCAGGAGCAGGAGCAGGAGCAGGAGCAGGAGAAUUUCGAUCACUUGUUCGAUCCUGUACACGAUGGCACUGGCUCUUUAGCUCCAGCCCUGAUUACCCUCGGUAACCGAGAGAUUGACGUGCUGCUGGAGGCCUGCUUGACCAUGGUGCAAGGAAUGCGACCUGGCAAACAGUAUUGGGAGUACCUCACGCGCGAGGGCCACGCGGAUCUGAUCAAGCCCGAUGCGGCUGCGAUUCACCAAUACCUGCGUCUUCUCCGCUACAGCCGAUCGACCCGGGAAGCCAUCGCGGUGAUCCGCGACCAGAUGGUGCCCGCUGGGAUCACCGACCCCAAAACAUUCCACAUUGCGAUGAGUGUCUGCCGGCGCGACACCCGCAACGGAAACGUCUUGCAACUCGCCGACGAGAUGCUCGAUCUCAUGGGGCGUGCGCUCGUCCUUCCAGAGCCGCGUGCUCUGGUGGGCUACCUCGAUCUCGUCCAGUCCCUGAAGGAGAAUCCUCAGCUGCUGCUGUCUUUGCUUGGCUUGGAGGGUGCCUGGAAGGCUCGAGCGAACAACUUCCAGGACAAGGGCCGGAGCUUGUACGUGGGGUUACAGCUGCACGCCGUCAAGAAACUCUUCCCCCAUCUCAUGAAAUUGGAGGAAGCCACGUUACCGUACCUCCCGAAGACGGAGGAAUAUGCCACUGUGGACAUCCCUCCGCCUCACAACCGCGACUCGACGUUCGGGCUGUACGGCUCGAAAAUCGCACAGGCGAUGAACGAAACCGGCAGAGUGAUCGACGAGCUGGUGCAACGGCACAGAAACAAGAACUUUUUGAGUAAAGAACUACUGGCGGAUCUGCAGGAGAAGCGAGCCAUGCUCAAGAAAUACUCCCAUGCCCGUAUCAACAAGCAUAUUCGUGAUAUUCGCGUGGAUGCGACUGCCAGCCAGACCGAGGCGUUUGACCAGCAGCUGGAGAAGCAUCAGGGACAACAGCAGGCGAAGAAGCAGGAGCAAAAGCAGGAGAAGAAGCAGCAGGAGAAGAAGCAGAAGAAGCAGGAGGAGCAGCAGGAGGAAGUGGAGAAAAAGGCCGAGGUAGCCGAUACGAAGGAGGAAUAGUCUCGGCACUGUAUAGAACCAUCAUCACCUCUCCCGACAUGUACUUGUGUCAUCUAUAGCAUUUUCAGGGCGUUGGUAUAUAGGUCUUGGUUUGUUUGUACAACAAUUGCAUGCUAUCUUCUCUUCUGUAUAGAUCAUCGGUGCCAUACAGGAGGC
Molecule: messenger RNA, 3555 nt
Organism: Aspergillus uvarum CBS 121591
Lineage: Eukaryota; Fungi; Ascomycota; Eurotiomycetes; Eurotiales; Aspergillaceae
Exons: 6
Coding region: 1-3399 (1132 amino acids)
Biological process (GO): regulation of DNA-templated transcription
Molecular function (GO): protein binding
Source: RefSeq, a predicted model, not a curated record